AGAUCAGACACCUUUUUUCUUUUGUGGCCAUGUUCUGAAUCCGUGUGUGGUGGUGUUAAGCCUGCCCCGUUCACCCCGCCUCCAGGCAGACGGCAGGAGGGCAGGGAGUGGGGGGGAGGGAGCGAGCAGCCGAUCGUGGGUAAUGUUUGGAAAAAGCCUCGGCGGUGCUGCGGACCGAAGAGCGGAACUUCUCCUCCGGAGUUUAGACGAAGCUAGCUUAGCUGUUGUUAGCUUCCAGGCUAAUUGCACGGACGUUGUCCCCUCGUCGUCGUCGCGGGCAAAGCGAGCAGCAGCAGCUGGUAAUUAAAAACCCGAGAAAACGCGAGCUUCUCCUUCAACAUGGUGACGAGUCUCCUGUCAUCCGCGAUACGGCCGCUCGCGUCGCAGCUCCAGCGGCGGCUCGUCGCCAGACACGGCCGCAGCCCCCGACUCACGCCCGCCAGGGGAUGCAACCUCACGGCGUGCUCGAGCAAAUAUGUGCUGUCGCAGAUGCACCCCAUGUGGCAGGGACCCCUCGCGGUACCGGGAGGCGACCGCCAGUCCCCCAUCGACAUCGUCGUGCGCAAGAGCGUCUUCGACUCGCAGCUGAAGCCCCUGGUCACCGACUACGACCCGGACACCUGCCAGCAGAUCUGGAAUAACGGUUACUCCUUCCUGGUGGAGUACGACGACACGACAGACAAGUCCACGCUGAAAGGCGGCCCCCUGCGAGACAAAUUCAGGCUGUGUCAGUUCCACUUCCACUGGGGUGAGAGCAACGCCUGGGGGUCGGAGCACACGCUGGACAGGAGGCUGUUCCCCGCGGAGCUCCACUUGGUCCACUGGAACUCUGACAAGUACAGUCUGUUCGAGGAGGCGGUGAUGGAGGACAACGGGCUGGCUGUGAUCGGAGUCUUUCUGAAGGUGGGGAAGAGACACGAGGGGCUGCAGAAGCUGGUCGAUGCUCUGCCUGCAAUCAGACACAAGGACAGCGUGGUGGAGUUCAAUAGGUUCAACCCCGCCUGUCUGUUACCUGCCAACACUGACGACUACUGGACGUACCACGGCUCGCUGACGACCCCUCCCCUCACCGAGUCCGUCAGCUGGAUCGUCAUGAAGCAGCACAUUGAAGUCAGCCACGAUCAGCUUGCCGUCUUCCGGAGCCUCCUGUUCACCUCGGCGGAGGAGGAGGUGCAGAAGAGCAUGGUGAACAACUUCCGUGUGCAGCAGCCUCUGCGCGGCCGCACCGUGCGCUCCUCCUUCACCCCCUUCCUGCAGGGGGCGCCAUCGGCCGAGGGCGACAACAAGCACGCCCACUGACACACUGCUGGACUUUUAAAAACGUAUUCUUCAUGCUGUUCUUUCAUAGGGUGAAUGCAAUUUUUCAAAAAUUUCAGAUUUUGCCUUUAACUUUUUCAAAGCAAUAACCGAUAAGGACUGGUUGCUGUGGGGGUACAGAUAUGUGGCUAUUAUCAUGAAUUGUAUUUAUAAAGCAUUAAGUAACGGUGUUUAUUCAGUUACUGUACGUGAGUUUAUGGCUGCAGCUCAGUGUCGAGGAAUUAAAAAACAUCACUGUCGCAGCGGUUUACAAAACAGUGACCAGGAGAUUUUUUUUAUCAAGGUGGAGUUAUAUAUCGCCUUAUUUCUCUCCAGAAGAAAACAUAACUUCAUGUAAUAUCAUCACCAAAAUCAUAUACUACCAAAAUAUGCCUCUUUUUAAUUCUUUUUUUUUACUCCGAUUCAUGUCGUCUAUACAUUACUAAGAUGAACAGACUGUAUGUUCUCCAUGUCUGUUACAAAGAGAAUAUCAUUAUACCGUAUGACAUUUACAGACCUUUUUGUUUCUUACAGUAUGUGACUUUUAAAAAAACUCCACUGAGCCUCGUUUUCCUGUCAAAUAAUAAGUUACUAAUAAGCACAAAAACAUGACAGGGGGGUAUUACUGUAGCACAUGUACUUUUAAGAAUCAUCUAAUUUUAAAUAAGCAGUUCCUUUUUUCUAUCACAGUAACAUCUGGUACCAUAACCAUAGUGCCUUAAAUGCCCCGCUUGUUGUCGGCCAGAGUUUCCACAACAGAGCGCGACCCGAUUCCACGUCUUUGCUCCGGUUAAAGUGUUUGCUCCGGCAGACGAAAGGUUGACCCUCAACUUAUAUCUCUGCAAACCAAUCCGUCAAGUAUUCAACUCUAGUCGAGCUUCGACCAAUCAGCUUCAAACGGAUCCUCGUCCGAACCUUCCGAAAACCUCCGCGUUGUCGACUAAUUGAGUCGGGUUUCUUCCGGUUCUUAUGGGGAGGAAACCGUCCGUCUUUGGUUUGGUCCCAGUCUUUCUUUUUAUUUUAUUUGUGGCAGAAGAAGGAACUCACUAGUACCAAUGAGUUUUUUACUGUUAUGGGUUUGGGAAUGGGGAUUAAAAGAGUUGUUGUUUUUAAUUAUAUUGUUGACUGUAACUGGUCUAAGCUGCUUAAAAUUAGGUCAAAAACGCACAAAGGAAACUACCCAGAAUAACUGUGGACAUAUUGUAUAUUAAAGGAGACAUAUUCUGCUUUUUGGGUUUAUGUUUUUUUUAUUUUUUGUGAAUGUAAAAAGUUCUGUAAAGUUAAAAAGCAGAAAGUAAAGGGAGCUCCUCUCCCCGGCAGGGAAAAACUGAUCCCGACGCCAGUUCUCCCCCCCCCAAACAAAAGUGGGAGUGGAGCCAGCUGGCCAAUCAGAGCAGACUGGGCUUCAUCAGCGAGGGAGGACGGGAGCUAAAAAGGGUUUCAGACAAGAUGUUGUGAAAGAGGAGCUGCAGGAAAGUGAUGUUUACUGAACAUUAGAGUUGUUAACUGUUUCAAGUAAUAACCCACAUAAAAAAUUAUGAACCUGAAUAUGAACAUAAUAUGUCUCCUUUAAUUACUGAAGGACGGAGGGGACACAACAGGACCAACUGUCCACAACAGGUUAUUUACUGGAUUCCACUAUUCACAGCGACUACUUGGCGAACCUCAUCCGGAACUUUUAAUCAAACUAUAAAACUACAGUCAAUCAAACGCUUCCUCGGUGUGUGCGAUUUUAAAAAUGAAUCAAUAAAUGAAUCUAGUUUUAUUGGGACGCGACAGAUGAGCAAGCUGACGCAACCUUGCAGUAUUCGAAGGGACGUAGCGGUCGGCCUGCUCUCUGGCUCGCGUCCAACUGAACAGAACGAGAAACUUGGGGAAAAGACGAAGGGGGAGGAGGGCAGAUAGGAAAGGAGGCCACACACACACACGCACGCACACACGCACGCACACACACACGCACGCACACGAAAACGCCAGUUCAGUUUCUCACGUGUCUGAAACUUUGCACCAGAAAACCACAUCAGAUGAGGUCACUUUUAAAAACGAAACUCAUGUGUGAAGGUUUUUUUCCUCCAUGGAUGUAUAGUUUGAGUGGAGGGGUGAGAGGUCACGGUCGUCUCUAUAAUCCCUCAGUGACAAUGCAACUCCCCCAGCCCCGGCCCCUCUGCGUCUUUUUCAGAAACAGCCGCCGCCCCCCCCCCCCCCCCCCCCCCCAAAGUACGUCCUCAGUCAGCCUCCCCUCCGCACUGAAUAGACGAACUGUAUUGAAAAGCUCGGAUGGCGUGUGAUGUGAACCGAGUGAUGGUGAUUCAUUGUGACGGCUGCCGACGGGGGGGCGGGACAUUAUUCAAAUGCAGAAAAGAUUGUAGUGGAAACUUAACGUAGAAAUCUGAGUGUUUGUGUGUCCGUGUCUGGUCUACGACGGCUUUUUAGGGCCACGGUGAGGGGAAGUGAAUCAAGUCGUAAUAUUAUGAGAAUAAAGUCCUGAUUUUACGAGUAUUUUAUUUAAUAUUAUCUCGUUUUACUAGUAAUAUUACGACUUUAUUCUCAGAAAUGUACAACUAUUCUCAAAGUCUCAAUGUGGCCCUAAAACUCCGUCCUACAUGGUUGCUUUUUUUUCUUUCUUUCUUUUAUUUUUUAGAUGUUGCAAUACUGAAUCUGUGUCCGCUGCAUCAUACUCACAUGGAGAUAAGGGGCCGAGUGCUGCAUUAAUCUUGUACAGAUGUAUUUUAACGAUGUCACGUUUUCGUGGCGUUCUUACUUCUUCUUCUUUUUAACUUUUGAAAAUGCAAGUCAGCAUUUUCUGAUGUGUUCUGAUGCAGAUGUUUGUCUCAAAGGCCUUUUUUUUCUGUCAGUGAGUCGGCGAUGUUUCACUUUACUGGGACUUUGUCGCAGUUUUUUCGUGUUCAGGAGUUUGAAAUCUUUUUUUUCUUCUGCCUUGUGUCACUGUCUUGCCUUUUUCCAUACAUUAAAAACUGUUACAGAAUGA
Molecule: messenger RNA, 4285 nt
Organism: Scophthalmus maximus (turbot)
Lineage: Eukaryota; Metazoa; Chordata; Actinopteri; Pleuronectiformes; Scophthalmidae
Gene: ca5a
Product: carbonic anhydrase Va
Exons: 8
Coding region: 340-1299 (319 amino acids)
Biological process (GO): regulation of DNA-templated transcription
Cellular component (GO): cytoplasm; mitochondrion
Molecular function (GO): zinc ion binding; DNA-binding transcription factor activity; carbonate dehydratase activity
Source: RefSeq, a predicted model, not a curated record